Cynara cardunculus var. scolymus (artichoke) is the source of this 1069-nucleotide messenger RNA. RefSeq lists its product as uncharacterized. Gene Ontology annotation, biological process: SNARE complex assembly. The transcript is spliced from 9 exons. Gene Ontology annotation, molecular function: SNARE binding. Lineage: Eukaryota; Viridiplantae; Streptophyta; Magnoliopsida; Asterales; Asteraceae. The coding region runs from base 137 to 943 and encodes 268 amino acids. Gene Ontology annotation, cellular component: endosome; lytic vacuole. The record is from RefSeq and is a predicted model, not a curated record.
AUGAAAAAUGAGUGUGUGCGCUUCUUGUGGAGAUAAUAAAUAAGACGAAAUUGGAGGCUUUCGAUUGAAAUCACUUGGACUGCAACGAACUCCAGUGGUUUGUUCCCUACCAAUAUCAUCAGAAAAGAGGGAGAAAAUGGGGGAUCUCUAUGCUUUGGACUUCGAUGGAGUUCUCUGUGAUAGCUGCGGAGAGAGCUCCAUUUCCGCUGUUAAGGCGGCGAAAGUGAGAUGGCCUGAAUUGUUUGCUACCGUGGAUUCGGCAAUGGAAGAUUGGAUUGUUGAUCAGAUGCACAUAGUACGGCCUGUUGUGGAAACUGGAUACGAGAACUUGUUACUUGUGAGAUUGCUUCUGGAGAUGAAGAUCCCUUCAUUGUGCAAGUCAUCGGUGGCAGAAGGACUCACCAUUGAAGGAAUAUUGGAAAACUGGUCAAAGAUAAAGCCAGUAAUAAUGGAAGAAUGGAGUGAAAACAGAGAUGCCCUUGUAGAUCUCUUCGGAAAGGUUAGGGAUGAAUGGAUGGAGAAGGACUUGGCUACCUGGGUUGGAGCAAACAGGUUUUAUCCUGGUGUUCCUGAUGCAUUGAAGUUUGCAAGUUCAGACGUCUAUAUAGUUACCACAAAACAAGGUCGUUUCGCUGAUGCCUUACUUCGAGAACUUGCUGGAGUCACCAUACCACCUGAAAGAAUCUAUGGUCUUGGAACCGGUCCUAAAGUCGAAGUGCUGAAGAUGCUACAAAAGAAACCCGAACACCAAGGCCUCACCCUACAUUUUGUGGAAGAUCGACUCGCAACACUGAAAAAUGUUAUCAAAGAACCCGAGUUAAACGGAUGGAACUUGUAUCUAGGUGACUGGGGGUACAACACUCAAAAAGAAAGAGAGGAAGCUGCAACUUAUUCCAGAAUUCAGAUCCUUCAGCUGUCUGAUUUCAGCAAGAAGUUAAAAUAAAGGUAUCUUAAUUUCCAACACCAUUUAUUUCUUUUAUAUUCUUGAUGCAAAAUUGCAAAUGGAAGCCAUAGAUGAUAUCAUCUUCCAAAAACUCUAAUUCAUAUCAAUUAAACCUCCUUUCUCCAA